Messenger RNA from Meloidogyne enterolobii, 461 nucleotides. The record is from the annotation of a GenBank genome assembly. Lineage: Eukaryota; Metazoa; Nematoda; Chromadorea; Rhabditida; Meloidogynidae.
CACUUAUGUUAGUUAAAAAGCAUAGAGAAAUGAUCAUUUUUGAUGCUGUUUCGGUUAGCAGCAGCAAUAUAUAUGCCGAUCUUCUUCUCUUAAAUAACUCCCACCCAUUUCUUUCAUAUAUACUUUUUCCUCAUUUCCACACUUCCACAAAUCUCCACACAAACCCCGCUUUUUUACUCCGUUAUUCGCAGCAUGUCCAUUUUCCUGUCUUCAUUUUCACUCAUCAGUCGAAAUUUUUCUUCUUCCGCCUUCAUUUUUCCUCUCCUCAAAUAACGACCAACCUGUCUACUAUGCUUUUCCAACUAACUUCUCACAAACGCCCCCACUUUCUUUUACAUGGAGAGUUCCAUUACUUCUCCCACACUUGUCUCGCUUAUUUAAGAAAUCAUUUAAUAAUCUACACAUAUCCGAAUCCAAAAAGCCCUUUUAAAAUUUUCCAUAUUAAAUCGCUAUUCAUUUAA